Molecule: messenger RNA, 1563 nt
Organism: Dictyostelium discoideum AX4
Lineage: Eukaryota; Evosea; Eumycetozoa; Dictyosteliales; Dictyosteliaceae
Exons: 1
Coding region: 1-1563 (520 amino acids)
Source: RefSeq, a predicted model, not a curated record
AUGCAAUUUUUUAAAAAACAAUUUCUUUCUUUUGGCUCAGAAAUAAAUGAUAAUAAUAAUAAUAAUAUCGGAGGUGAUGAAAAAAAUAAUGAAAAUAAAAUAGAAAUGUUUGAUCCAAGAUCACCAUCAAAGUCAAUUAAAAGAACACCAUUUAAAAAAAAUUAUAGUAAUCAAGCUUUCUUUGAUCCAAGAUCACCAUCAAAUAAUAGAUUUAAAAGAUCACCAAUUCAAUUAAAUAAAAUUAAAAAUACCACAAAUAAUAAUAAUAAUAAUAAUAAUAAUAAUAAUAAUAAUAAUAAUAAUAAUAAUAAUAAUAAUAAUAAUAAUAGUAAUAAUAAUAAUAAUCUAUUAAUUGAUCCAAGAUCACCAUCAAAUAAUAAAUUUAAAAGAUCACCAAUUCAAAUUAAACCAAAGAAACAAAUUUCAUUAUUAUUAUUUGAUCCAAGAUCACCAUCAAUCAAAUUCACAAGAACUCCAAUUAAAAUGAAUUUUGAUCCAAGAUCACCUUCCCUUAAAAUCUCUAGAACCCCAAUUCAUAAUUUAAAAAAUAAUAAUGCCAACUUUACAACUACUACAACUACCACCACCACUGAAGGAACAUGUUCAUCACCAUUCACAAAAUCUUUGAAUCAAAACCAAAUUUCAAUUCCAUCAAGUCCAAUUCAAGAGGACACCACUGUAUAUUUAUCAUUUAAAGAAAUGUUAGAAAAUGAAAUCAAAGAUAAUUCUGAUAAAGAAAAAGAAGUUGAGAAAGAGGAAGAAAAAGAAGAAGAAAAAGAAGAAAUUAUUACUGAAAUUGAACCAACAAUCAAUAGUAAUGUUGAUAAUGUUGAAAUCGCCACUGAACCAGUACCAACAGCUAUUGCAACAACAACAACUACAACAGAAAUUGAUACUAUUGAAAAUGUUGAUAUUGAUUCAUUAAUUAUGAAAGAUCUUAAAGAAGAAUUUGAUUCAUCUUUAGUUUUCGAUAAUCAAUUAUCAAGAUCAAGUGAAGUACAAAAACCACUUUAUCAACAACAACAACAACCAUCAACACCAUUAAAUUUACGUUUAUCAAAAUUACAAAAAUCAAAGGAUGUAUUCAGAUCAUCGCCAUCACUUUUAUUAUCACCAAGUAAACGUUUAUCAAUAAUCUCUUCAAGUCCAAAACCAACUAGAAAUAUUACCUCUGGUUCACCCUCUGUAAAUAAUAGUGGUUCUUCAACUCCAACAAAACGUUUCUCUACUAUUGCCAACCAAGAAAAUAAUAAUAAUAGUAAUAAUACAAGUUCAAAUAAUCUUUUAAGUUAUUUUUCUUGUGAUAAUAACAUUAAUAGCAAUAAUAAUAAUAAUAACAAUAUUUCUGUUGGUUCAAUUGAAAACAAUCCAAAUUCGUUCAACAAAAUUAUUUCAAAUUCUCAAACUCCAACAAAACGUUUAUCUACUUUGGGCGGCAGUGGUGGAAUAUCCAAUAAUAGUAGUAAUUUAACACCAACAAAAAGAAAUCCAUCCACACACAAAAUGAAUUUAUUAUCUCAAAAACAUUCUUCAACUUCCAAUUUAACUGCUAUACAUCAUUAA